UGCAUCUCUCCCUAAAUACCAUCUAAAUGCAACCUCCUGCUUUUGUUCUUCAUUUUUGCUUGUCUGUUAAGAGAUUUGCGACAGAUUUCCACCUCUUUGGGGUGAAAAACAUUCAGACAGAGCACAGUACAUACAUACAGGUGAAUACUGUCUUUCAGGUUUUGUGGAUACAUGGAUUUGGAACUCCUUGAGGUCAGCUUUGACUUCAGAUUUGCUGUGUGCUUCUCGGGACAGUUCAUCUUCAUUAUUAACCAAAAAGUUUAGUAUUAUAUCACCCAUUAUGUAAUUCUGUAGUUGUGUUACUUGCAAGCACAUACACUGCUUUUGUGUGAAAAUGAUUCUUCUGAAAUCAGGAAAAAAAUCAGGAAAAAGUUAAAACUUCCAACUUUCUAACAAAAAAGUUAGACAGAAAAGGGUAAUGCAUACUUGCUGCACCGAGCUGGGAUAUCAGUGCAGUACCAUACCCGGGAAUUUGAAUUAACAUCAUUGCUGGGAUAUAGCUACAUGAGAAGAGGUCUGUGUGCUUUAAAGUUCUGCACUUAUUUGCAUCAUCUGGUGUUUCAGCACAUGCUCUUGAACUCAUCAAGUGGCUGAUGGAUGUGUUUGUAAAGACUCGGCUGGUCACUUUAUACGCAACGAUAAACCCGCUGUUGUACUUAAUGAGAUGGGGACCCUGUGUCGGCGCGGGAGCCAUUAGUGGCGAAAUUGCUGCACAUUGCCAUGACGACGAGCCGCUGCAGCCACCUGCCCGAGGUGCUGCCCGACGGCCCCGGCUCGGCGGCCCCCGCGGGGAAGAGCGCCAGUGGUGGGCCUGGGCCCGGCCCGGCCGGCGGGCGCCCGCACUAUGUCAUGCAAGUGUCGGCCAAGGACGGGCAGCUGCUCUCCACCGUGGUGCGGACGCUGGCCACGCACAGCAGCCCCUUCAAUGACAGGCCGAUGUGCAGGAUCUGCCACGAGGGCAGCAGCCAGGAGGACCUGCUUUCUCCAUGCGAAUGUACGGGGACUCUGGGGACGAUUCACCGCAGCUGCCUGGAGCACUGGCUGUCGUCUUCAAACACCAGCUACUGUGAACUCUGCCACUUCAGGUUUGCAGUGGAGCGCAAACCCAGGCCCUUGGUAGAGUGGCUGAGGAACCCGGGCCCCCAGCACGAGAAACGGACUCUCUUUGGAGACAUGGUGUGCUUCUUGUUCAUAACGCCGCUGGCGACCAUCUCCGGCUGGCUGUGUCUGCGGGGAGCGGUGGACCACCUGCACUUUAGUAGUAGGCUAGAAGCCGUUGGCCUCAUUGCACUCACUGUCGCACUCUUCACUAUUUACCUCUUUUGGACCCUAGUGUCGUUUCGGUAUCACUGCAGGCUCUACAACGAGUGGCGCCGCACCAACCAGCGGGUGAUCCUGCUCAUCCCCAAGCCGGCGGCCGUCGCCUCCGCGCAGCAGUCGCUGCUGGGGCUGCAGCCCAUCAAGAGGAACUCCAAGGAGACAAUCGUCUGAUCGGGGCCGUCCCACGCCGGGGCCACGCACUAAAUAGGUUUCCUCGCGCCCGUGGGGGUCAGAUACCGCCCCAGAGCCUGCUAUUCCGAUUUACAGACUCUUUGCGGAGGAAGAAAUCACUGUUUUAAUUCAAAUCACGGAUGCUGCAAUCAUAUGAUAUUUGCUAAGCUGCCAAACAUGUUUAUUUAGCAGAUACUGUAUGGAAUUCUACAAACUUAUGUUAAUACUUGCAUCAUCAAGCGAUGCAGACUUUUUUAUUAUUGUUUAAAAAUAUUAAACUAUGAUAAUUAACAAUGCAAGACAGAUGUAAAAAGUGCUUUGUUUUUAUCAUUUACUGCUACUACAGUAUUAUUUUCUUUGGAUAGCAGCCAGUGCUGUAUGUUUUUGUUUUUUCCUGAAUCACAGGGCUGACAUUGCCUUUAUAUACACGUAUAGAUAUAUACACACACAUAUACACACAAUUUUAAGAACCUUUUAUACUAUUAACUUGGAUUAUUAGAAUACCUUUUUUAAUAUUAUGAGUUCUACAAAUUGGCAUAUUAUUUAAACACUAUAAAAUUGUUAGAAAAUGGUCUCCUGUUUCUUGUUUGGUAGGGAAGUUCCGAUAGGAAAAUUCUCCAGUAAUAAAUGUGGAAUGUGUGAGAGCAACAAGUGACAGAUUACAGUAAUCUUCCUGCCCCAAAGUAUUUUAUUAAGUAACUCUCAGGAGAGAAAAAAAAAUUCAGGCAGAAAUAACAAAUUAGGCAUCGCAUUCUGCACUGAAGCUCUACUGGUGUGAAUUUGUAGUUAGCCAAUUUACUCUGUUUUUACACCAAGCGGAAUUUAACCCUAAUUGUAUAAAUUAAUUUUGUAAGGAAAACUCUGUAUACAUAAUGAAUGAGAUCAUUAGACAUGUCUUCAGAAGCAGGAACUUGUCUUGCAUUAUAAUUAGCAUUACUUUAAAGCUGCAGAAUUUUCAGCUUGACAGGUAGAUUUAGCAGAGCGUACGUAAACCCUGACCUUCCAUUGUAGCACUGAGACUAAGACUCUUUUUAAAAAAUGUACGACACAGCCUACUAUUGUGACCAAAUUGAAUUUGGAGUCUAAAGACUCAAUUUAAUUCCUGGGUGGCAUUAUCUGUUUCCCCUUUGCCUUCAUGACCAAUUCAUUCACUGAUUUUUGGCUCUCAGAGGAGACAUAUGCUUACAUGGAGAGACUCAUUUUACAGAAUCAUACAAAACUCUAUUAACAAAUGCUGCUAAAACCAGCAAGUGACAUGUAGCCUCUUCAAAUAUAUAUAUCGCACAGUUUCCCCACCCCCACCCCCUUUUGGGGUAGACUGUAGUGACACCAUGUGCUGCGUUCUCCAAACUGUGCAGGAACUGAAAAUAAAAGGAGCCCAAAGCAACAAGGGUAAUGAUUUCUAAUUUGGAUAAAGGCAAUAUGGGUGUUUACCAUCAGGCAAGAGCUUAUUUAAUGUUGAGCUCUAGGGAAGAAAAAGCUUAGUACCCAUGAACAGACCUGUGAGUCUCUUUAUGCCAUCUUUGGCUCAGUCUAGCUAUAGCCAUGUAUGUAGUGCAACAGUAUUCUCUGCAGCCAUCAAUUCUGUGGGGCUAGAGGACUGAACCGUCUAUAUGAAGCAACACCAGCUUUGUUCAGACAUGAAACCGCAUUUUCACAGCGAGCCAUCAUCAGCUCCUGUGUAGGAAAGCCAUGAACUUGCAAGGCUGCACUCAUUAGUCUGUAAGGUCAGGAGCUGGUCCUAUGUUUGAUAGUGGGUACCCGCUUCUCUUCCAGAAUAAAACUGUAGGAAAGUUGUACAGAAUUCUGAAGACACGGAUAUCUGAAGACAUCACAAACUCUGUGAUGGCCUAAACCCUAUAGUGCUUUUUUAUCCUCUUUCCAAAGAAAAGAAACUCUCUGGAUAGAGGACAAAAAAGGAAAAGCACAUCAGCAGAGAUUUCCAGGUUAAAAGAAAAUCUGCUAGCCGGGGGCACUGAAAUAAAGCAUGUCUAGCUGGGUCAGAACACUGUCAGACUAGGAGCCACUAGCAAGUCUCCCAUGCAUUUUCUGGAAUACUCCCUGCCCCCAGCCACACACCCACCUUUUUGCAUUAUACCCAUGAAAAAAGCAGCAUACUUCACACACUUGUUUUUUUAAAAAUUUAAGAACAGGAAGGUGGGUGAUGCUGUUGUUUUACUCCCACUUCCACGCUGAACUAAGGACCAGACUAGUAUUGCUUUUCCUUCCAUUAGUUGAGGCUAUUCUUGCUAUGCCACAUCCAAAUUUGGAUUAACAAUUCCACAACUGAAACACUACAACAGAAAUUCUACAACAGCAGUAGCAUUCAAUUUUUUUUCCUUCUGAAUAAAUGUAAGAAACAGAAUUAACUGCAACACUAGCUAGAGCUAACAAAGCUCCUGGCAGUACAAUGACAUCUUUGUUAUGCUGUCCUUAAAGGCUUUCCAGUUAAGCAAAAAUAAGUCAACUAAUGAAAGGAUGGGAAAGAUUUGGGGGUUUUUUUUGGUUUUUUUUUUGUUUUGUUUUUAAAUGUAGCUCAGUCUUUCCCUAUCCUUUCUUCUUGUGCAGCUGGUCUUGCCAUUUACAUUCUUUUUCUACACAAGAAAUGCUAGAGAGAGUAGUAUUCAAUAUUUUGAGCUGAAAAUGAUAAGCAGCAAUUUAAGCCGUCCAAAAGAAAAAAAAGAGAAAAAACCCUCUGAGAAAAAUAGACAUAAUACAAUUCUGUUCCCUUCUUUCACAUCCUGCUUUCUGAUGAUAAAGAUUGCCAUCCUAAGUGUGCAGAGUUGGCCACACAGAGUCCAUUACAAUUCAAUAUUAAUAACAUGAGUGCCAUGCAAAAUGAAGAUGACAAAUUUCACUUCUACAUAACCUUUUCCCUGAAAGCUUAGUCUAUCACAUCAUGCAGAACAACAAACAAGACAAAAUUCAAACAAGGGUAAAGCAGUGGUAUUUGAUAAAAGAAUGGUGGUGAACAGGCAAGAGAUGCAAAAUCAGGAAGCUGCCCGAUUCCUUGAAUUUCUACUGCAGUGAGAAGAGUUAAGUAGAGGAAGCAACAGUGUAACAGUUUCCCCCUCAGGAAGAAGGGGAAAAAGUACACUGCAACCAAUGGAAGAAAUUAAUAGGGAAGAACUUAGAUGAGUUUUCAGAGAUACAGCAGAUCUCUGUUCAACAAGAGGGAAGUCGCUGCACAGGUAGGAUGAAGAGCCUUCAAGUUUUUGUACUCCACUAUAUAAUUCUGUCAGAUUAAGACUUUAAAUUAUCAUUUGGAUUUUAUUUAUUAAAAAUAGCUUUGCAUCAGUUACACAGUAGGAAAUCAUGCAGAGUGAUUUGACAGCUUAGCAGGUGAAGGAGGGAAUCAGGGCCCAUAUACAUAACCAGCCUUGAUGCCACAAAGAUAACCAGAGCGCUGCAAUCAGAGUAAGAUAUGAAGAGCUACUGGGAGGACCAUUUACACAUAGAAAAAGACCUAAAAAACUUUCCCUUUCAAAUGAAAUUAAGUUUAAAAAAAAGUUACUGUUAAUUAUUAAACUCAUCUGUUACUGCUUAUGAGACCAAGCUCUAUUUACCGCACAGCUGCUUAAUUAAACAAGCAUUUUCCUUA
Molecule: messenger RNA, 5092 nt
Organism: Dromaius novaehollandiae (emu)
Lineage: Eukaryota; Metazoa; Chordata; Aves; Casuariiformes; Dromaiidae
Gene: MARCHF3
Product: membrane associated ring-CH-type finger 3
Exons: 5
Coding region: 721-1491 (256 amino acids)
Biological process (GO): protein ubiquitination
Molecular function (GO): ubiquitin-protein transferase activity; zinc ion binding
Source: RefSeq, a predicted model, not a curated record